Molecule: messenger RNA, 3924 nt
Organism: Condylostylus longicornis
Lineage: Eukaryota; Metazoa; Arthropoda; Insecta; Diptera; Dolichopodidae
Product: large proline-rich protein BAG6
Exons: 13
Coding region: 130-3723 (1197 amino acids)
Cellular component (GO): BAT3 complex
Molecular function (GO): misfolded protein binding; polyubiquitin modification-dependent protein binding
Source: RefSeq, a predicted model, not a curated record
GCAUUUUUUCUUCUCCGAAAAAUUUAUAAGAAAUUUUCAAAAAUUAUAUAUACUUUUGUUGAAAUUUUCUGAAAAUUUUCAUCAUUUUAAUAUAAAAGUUGAUUAGAUAUUCUGAAAAUUAACAAAACUAUGAUAAAUUUAAAAGUGAAAACUUUAGAUUCACAGACGUACGAUUUCACCGUUGAUAAUGAGACUACCGUUCGACAGUUCAAGGAAACCAUAGCGGAAAAAACAAAAAUUUCUGCAGAUUUACAGCGAAUAAUUUAUUGCGGCAGAGUUCUUGUGGAUGAAAAACCACUAAAAGACUAUGAUGUAAAUGGGAAAGUAGUUCACGUAGUAGAAAGGCCACCACCGUCAACCCGUACUCUAGCUGGUUCGAGUACAACAAAUGAAAAUACACGUCGGCGUAAUGGAACACAAAUUCGUGGAACACCCAUUUUUAGGGGUUUGGAUGGUAUGGUUGUCGGUACCAUGAGCAUUCCUAUGAACGGGCAAAGUCAAGGAAAUAUUCCAACAUUAAAUCCGUCAUCAUUUUGCAUGAACCGCAUUACUGUAGCACGUCAUAUGUUGGAUUGUGUCAAUAAUAUUAUUUCAUAUUUAGAGCAUCCAGAAAGAGGCCUUAAUAAUUCGACAUUGGACAUUCUUACUCAAGGGCGUUUCACUAUGGAAUCAACGGUGGUUGAAGUUGGAAUUUCAUCAGCGUCUAAUAUAGACUUAACACAAAAUCAAACUCAAAAUUUUAUGGACGUUUUUCGAGGAGCAUUAUCUGCGGCUUUACGUCAAGAUCGUCAUCAAAACGUCACAGUUUUACAAUAUCCAAAUGUAUUCAAUUCUGACGGUACUCCUGUAACUAAUCCUGCAGCAAAUGCAACAAUUUCAUUAGAGAAUUCAUUAGAUCAAUCACAGCCUGAAGCUAAUACGGAACCUACCGGUUCAGAUGAACAAGUCAAUGAAAAUGCUACAACAUCUGAGCAAACCGCAACUCAAACUAAUAAUGAAACACCUUCUACUACUUCUGCUAAUGCAGAACCUGCUACUUCUGCUAACGAUACAUCUAAUAAUGAUACACCUAAUCGAUCAAAUACAAAUCGCAGAUCACCAUCUCAGCAAAGAACAAGAACCCGUGCUCUCGCUGAAAUUGUAGAGCAAAUGAGAUCAGUGCAAACAAGACUAGAACCCUAUGUUCAACAAUACUAUGAGAUGUUGGAUAGUGAACCAAUAUUCGAUGAAAAUGACACCACGGAGCGUGAAAAUGCCCAAAGAAUUUUCGAUCGAGUUUCGGAAGCUUUACACUAUAUGUCUCAUGCUUUACAUGCUAUAUCGGAUUUAAUGUUAGAUUUGUCACAAAGUGCUCCCCGAUACUUAUCGUGCAGACCAAUUUUGGUUGAACAAAGCGGAUUUGUCAGCUCAAAUAACUAUUUGGCUCCGUUUAUGCAACCCUCAAAUGAAGGCGGGAUUUCAGUUCAUCUUCCGACAAAUAAUAACAAUUCCGCACAACAAAAUGUUUCACAAAAUCAAUCAAGCCAAGGUUCAACAUUGUCCCCACCAGGAGUUGGUACCAAUGGUAACGGCGGGGGUGGUAGGUCAACAACGACUGUUACUCCAGAAAAUUCGUCAAAUGCGAGCAGUGCAACAACUCCAAUAGCCGGUGAUGAGCAACCAAUUGCUGAAAUUGUUUUAAAUAUGCCGGGAAGAGUUAUAAUUCCUACAAACCCUCAAUUGCAAGUUGCUCGUUUGAUUCAAGCUGUAGUCAAUUCAGCUCCAAUGGAUGCAGAUUUGCAUGUUCAAAUAAAUGCCCCAAAUCUUCUUUCUGUUGGAAUACCGAUUGGAGCCGCUGUCGGGCCUGGGGGACCUUUUUCAGCUAUAACAAUACCUGUCGGCAAUCAACAAAGUGCAAACAAUGGUCAAUCCUCAACCCAACCAAAUAUUCCAAUUUCAUUGACAUCAGCUUCCAAUUCUGCUAACUCUUCAACGAACGCUACGGAAACAGAAAAUAAUAACCAAGAACAACCUCGUGUCACAACUGCUACGCAUCCAACUACAUCAACUCAAACACGUUCAACUCCAAGACCACAGGUACAUGUUGCAAAUAUGCCAUCUAGUUGGAGUUACCGAGAUAUCCCGGAAAAUAUGUUUUCAUCUUUUGACAGAUUUUUGCCAUGUAGCAGUCAUCAUAUUCGUGAUUCUGAACAAAAUUCUAACACGACUGAAUCCACUAAUGAGAGUGGACCAUCAGCUAUGCCAAACCUUGUUAUUCCAAAUAUUUUGUACCGAACUCGACCUCAAGUAAGGCGUCGCAGAGCAAAUAUUUUCAGCCCAGCUGUGAGAAAUCCUGCGGGUACAGUUGGCAGCAACGAUACAUCCCAAUCUGCUUCAAAUGAGAUAAAUGAUAAUAAUAAUUCGACAAAUCGGCCCGCUCAAAACUCAGGAACCCCUAACAAUAGAAAUCCAAAUGUAGCCGAUGAAAUACAAAGUCUUUCUAAUGAAGAAUUAAAUAUUCCAAUGAGUAUUUUUGGCAGUAAUCUUACUUUACGAGAUUUCAUUGAGAUAGCUCCAAGUCCAAACUUACUUAAUAGAAUUCGUGGUGAAUUACUAACAUGUAUUAUUAACAACUUGUUUGCUGGCUCAACAAUUACUGAAGAAAAUAUGACAAAUGCAAUUAACACAUUUAUACAAAUGUUAAAUGAUGUACUAAUGUUUUUACCCCAAUUUGAUUUACCAGAUUAUGACGCACGUGCUUCUGUUGAAAAUUUUUUAAGAAAUCGUAUCCCAUUUAUUAUAAAUUUAAUACACGAAGAUUCAUCUGAUGAUUUUGGCACCAGAUUUCUUAGAGAAUUAAUUCAGUUUGUACAACGUUUAUUAAUGAUUUUAGUUACAUGUGUUGGAAGAAAUAACGCUGAAAUUUAUUUAAAUCAAAUAUCACAAAUGGCUAUAUUAUCAGAAAUAGCUGAAGAACAAGAACCACGUAGAACCCUUCACCGUCAUUUAAUGUCAGCAAUAACUCGGCAAUUGGACUUAACUGCUCAAAAUUCAGGCGAAAUACAGCAAUAUUUAGUAAUUAGAAGGCCUGCACCUGAGAAUGGUCAAAUAAUUGCACCAAACAUAACGGUUGUACCAAUGGAAAUUGAUGCUUUACCGGUUACAAAUAAUAAUAAUAACAUUAAUAACAAUAAUAAUACUUCAACUUUACCAGCAAAUCCGCUAUUAGAAAUUUCGGGAUUAACCCUUCCAAAUCCAAGUCAAAGACCUAUUGAUGACCCACUUCCAACAGUUACAGUUGGCAGUGAACAGUGGCAUAAUAAUUUUCCAGCUUCAUGGUUACCAAUUAUGACAAGAGAUACAGAACGUCAAAGAAGACAGGCAAUUCAGGCCCCUUUUUCAGAUGCUUAUAUAUCAGGUAUGUCUGCUAAAAGACGGAAAUUAAUAUCAAAUUCAAAAUCACCAACCGAAGUACCUCUUUUAAUUGCUGACGGUAUUAAAAAAACUAUUCAAAUAGCUGGUGUAACACAAUCGACAUCAUCAUCAUCAAAUAACAAUGGAAAUAUAUCUAAUAAUUCUUCAAAUACAAAUAUUAAUGACAUUUCAGUUGCAAUUGCAUCCGAUUCAGUUACACAGAAUUCUUAUAUUGAAGCAUUACGUACUAGCAUUCAAGAUCGAUUGAAAAAUGAUCAAAAUUAUGAUCCGAAAAAGUUUCCAAAUAGCUCAAAAUAUUUUUCAAAAUAAUUCGGUUAAUUUUAAAUUAUUUAAUUUUUUUUUUUAAUUUUUCUUUUUUUUUUAACUAAAAUUAUUUAAAAAAAAAAUAACAUAAUUUUAUAAAUAUGCAUAAAAUCAUAACUAUAAACAUAUUCACAAUAAUAAAAAAAAUUUUAAUUAGUAAAUAUAUAAAUUAUUAAUUAAAAAGAAAAAAAAGAAGUGGACAUUCUA